UGCCACUACUUAAUGUUUUGUGACGCAAGUUAAUUUUUUCACUCUAUUUUAACAAAAAACAUUAGCACUGCUAGUUGUAAUUCAGACAGAUUGAAAUACUAGUUUUUAGUACUUUAUCUAGAGUAAUAGGUAAACUGAAAGAAUCAGUAUGGAGUUGCCAGAAUUAGGAAAACAGUGUCAGGUCUCUUCUUGCCAACAGUUAGAUUUCCUCCCUAUCAAAUGCCACUUUUGUAGUGCCUUAUUUUGCAAAGAUCACUUUCCUCCGCAAUACCACGACUGCAGUGGAGAUUACGAUAAAGUUGUGGACCAAGGUUUUAGUUUACAGGGUCCAAUGCGUUACCCUUGUGAACUUGAAGGGUGUAAGAAUGGUGAAUUGGCUCCAGUCAUUUGUCCAGCCUGUACAAAGAAUUUCUGCCUUGCCCAUAGACACCAGGUUGACCACAGUUGUCCAUCAUAUGAACCUCCUGUUAACCCCAUGGCUGAAGCAGCAGCGAAGGUUCAGAAGAUCACUGAACGUCUGGAUUCAGCCGAUUCCAAGAAGGGCCAAGGGAGAAAAUCUGAUAAAUUAGCUGCAAAGGUUCAGUUAAUGAAAUUAAAACAGAAGUCUGUGGGUCAAGGAGAUUUACCACAAGAAGAGAGGCUGUACUUUCUUGUGCUUCUUCCCAAAGCCCACUCAGUCACUACCCAAGCUGUUUAUAUCUCACAUCACUGGAGUAUUGGCAAAGCUAUAGAUACCAUAGCUACCCUUUCUAAGGUUCCCAAUCGCAAUAAUUUGACAGGCGCCGACAAGUUGGUACUUUUCCGUGCCAGUGAUGGAUCUCAUUUAGGCUCCAUGGAUUUAACACUAAAAUCACUUGUAGAUGAAGGACAACUUUUCAAUGGUCAGUCUGUAAUCAUGGAAUAUGUUUCUCCAGGCACUGAGCAGUUAGAGUCAUUUAAAACAUAUAAAGCAUAAAUGACAAAAAAUUUUUAUAAUAAAAUUAAAAUGAAUAAAAAUGUUUU
Macrobrachium nipponense is the source of this 1002-nucleotide messenger RNA. Its product is annotated as AN1-type zinc finger protein 1-like. The transcript has 5 exons. Gene Ontology annotation, cellular component: cytoplasm. Gene Ontology annotation, molecular function: zinc ion binding. Lineage: Eukaryota; Metazoa; Arthropoda; Malacostraca; Decapoda; Palaemonidae. Bases 149 to 955 code for a protein of 268 amino acids. The record is from RefSeq and is a predicted model, not a curated record.